This is a messenger RNA of Medioppia subpectinata, 1727 nucleotides long. The record is from the annotation of a GenBank genome assembly. NCBI's taxonomy places the organism in Eukaryota, Metazoa, Arthropoda, Arachnida, Sarcoptiformes, Oppiidae.
GUUCAACACGAGAGGGGACCGCGAAAACCAAAAUACAGAGACCAUCACAGCAUCGGUGACGGCACCGGACUAAAGGUGUUGCACCACCACCAUCAUCAUCACAGCCCCGGCAUCGGACCCCUAUCGUCGCCCCUCACCAAAGCUAUCAGCGCCUUAGAGCGUCACCAUCAGCACCAACACCACCACCAACAGCAACAACACCACACACUCGCCAACACCAACAACGGCCACAACAGCCAUCAUCACCAGCACAGCAACGGCGGUCACGUCGGCGUACAACAGGCCCACCACCAGUCGCCAGUCCCACCGUUGCCGCCGCACACACACCACCACAUUAUGAGCAAAAUACCUCCUUUGAUAUCCACGCAGAGCGCCGGCGAUCGGCACCAGGACUUACUUAGCGGACUCUUUAGCCAUCAGCACAGCGCCGGUGCCAACAAAACUGACGCAAACACGUGCGGACCUAUUGGUAUCGGCGGCCCCUACUAUGACAAUAACCCAACUGCGGGGGCGUCGGCGACAGGUGGGGGUCCGCCGCCCGGUCUGUUACAGAUGCUGUUGAACGCCGAGAAGUCACAGGAACUCAUCUGGAAUAGCAUACGCACGGGUGCUGUAUUGGGCCAUUUGCACGGCACCGGCACCACAGCGUCGGCUUUGCCAUUCGGUAUGUCCCGCCUGUUUGACGACAUGUCACUGCCGCCCACCAGUACCGCCGGCUCCCUAUUCUUGCCGCCAUUCCUGUCCACCAGCGCCGGCAUUGGCUGCGGUCUGUUCAGCACUGGCGGUGUGUCUCUUCCCAUGUCGUUGGCGACGACCACUACGGCUACCGGCGCUCUAUCGCAGCCCUCGCAGUCAACCACACCGUCGACGGUGUCGUCGGCCAGCGGUAGCGCCAGUAAUGGCUCGCAUACACCGCCCGACGUGACGGUCACUGAUCUCAAGUCAAUGUCUGCGUCGACGGCACGGAAUAGUCUCGCAUUCAAUGGCAUAUCGUUUCCGCCGCCGAAGCCGUUGUCACUGACGGGCGGUUCCGGCGGUCACUGGGAUUCAGUACAUGAAGUGACCGCACGGCUACUGUUUAUGGUCAUCCGUUGGGUCAAGUGUUUGCCCACAUAUAGGACUCUAACUAAAAAUGAUCAGAUAACACUAUUGGAGGACUCGUGGAAAGACCUGUUUCUGUUGAAUAUGGCCCAGUGGUCGGUAACACUGGAUCUGGUGUCACCCCUGCCCGGCGCUCCCGCAUACCUAACCCGAGCCAUCACUAACUUUAAGGCCACCGACUGUCCAAAUAUGGCCGCAGAUAUUCAGUACAUACAAGAGAUUAUGAGACGAUUCAGGCAAUUGUCACCCGACGGCACAGAAUGCAGUUGUCUUAAAGCUAUUGUGCUUUUCAAACCUGAGACGAUAGGCCUGUGCGAUGUGCAGCCGGUGGAGAUGCUACAGGACCAAGCUCAGUGCAUUUUGGGCGACUACGUGCGCCAUAAGUACCCCCGACAGCCGACCCGUUUCGGGCGCCUACUGUUACUGAUGCCCUGUCUUCGGGCGAUCGCCGCCAAUAAUGUGGAGAAACUGUUUUUUAAGGAGACUAUCGGCGAAAUACCGGUCGAGAAACUGUUGGGCGAUAUGUAUCACAUGGAAAAGUUUGAGUAAUUACAACCCCUCACCCAACACACCCCCUCCCCCUUUACCAUUUAACAGGGUAAUUCUCAUAUUAUUAUCCUAUUCAC